Haliotis rufescens (red abalone) is the source of this 3178-nucleotide messenger RNA. RefSeq lists its product as uncharacterized. The coding region runs from base 99 to 1367 and encodes 422 amino acids. The transcript is spliced from 3 exons. Gene Ontology annotation, molecular function: ubiquitin-protein transferase activity. Lineage: Eukaryota; Metazoa; Mollusca; Gastropoda; Lepetellida; Haliotidae. Gene Ontology annotation, cellular component: chromatin; nucleoplasm. The record is from RefSeq and is a predicted model, not a curated record. Gene Ontology annotation, biological process: positive regulation of DNA-templated transcription.
AGUGUGUCACUACCACUCAUAUAACAUACGCAGUAAGUUACAUUAUAUUCUCUGCUCGCCGGUACUGCAGGGUCAUUCGAGGAGGGGGAUGCCGUGAGAUGGCUGAGAAACUGUUGAAGAGACACCUUACGUGCUCAAUCUGCAUGGGAGUAUUUACAGACCCGGCUACACUUCAGUGCCAGCACACAUUCUGUAAGUCCUGUCUGCUGCAAUACCUUCAAACCCAACCACAGACAGGCCACGUCCGAUGUCCCACCUGCAGGUCCCUGUCUGAGGUGGACGCCCCGAGUGGGCGUCCUGAUCACUGGGUCCGACAGCUGAAACCAAGCUUUGUCAUACAAGGGUUGCUUGACGACUUUGGACCAGCAACAUUAGACACAAUUUCGUCAAGAAUUAUUGUCGAUGUGGACAAUGGGCAAACUGCUGCAAGGGUCGUGUACAAACACGAUGUGGAAAACGCAAUCCUGAGCAAUCAAGAACCGCAGCUUGAGGCGAAGGUCAAGGAAUUACGGACCUGGAAGUCGUCUGCUCUACUUCACAUUAUUGACUACAGAUGGAAAGCCAAAGAAUGUCCGGAUUUGAAAGACGUCACCGUUUUGACUGUUGAUGACAUGAAGGUGACCGUGGUCACGGAUAUCAACAACAAUAGCGCCACGGCAGUUUUCAUAUCGAAAUACAAGCAAAUUCAGCAACAACUAAGGUUCAAAAACAGGCCGUGGCAGAUUGCUAAAAUAAGCGACCGUCGAAUUGCAGUGAGUGUUCCUCAGAGUAAUGGAAUAGUGUUCAUAAACUUCAACCCUGAUCUUGAAGUAGAAUCGUCUAUUACGACAUGUAAGCAAUAUUACGCCCUCGCCAGUCUUACUUCACGUCAGCUUGUUGUAAGCACUGCGGGAGGGGAAUACUCUGUUGACAUUCUAGACAUGUCCGGCAAUGUUCUGAGAUCAAUCCAAACCGGUAGGAUAUAUUCCCCAGACUGGAUCCACGUCACCAGCAAUAGGCACCUGAUCGUCAGUCAAGGGAAGGCUGAUUCCCUUGUGUCUGUGACCGAUGAAGGAGAAGCUAUAUUCACAUACACCCCGACGGGGGACGGGACCCUGCGAUGGCCCCAGGCAGUACUGACGUCUUGUACGGGAGAUAUUUUACUUGUUGAUGGUGGUUCCCACAAAGUGGUUCAGCUGACAGAGAGGGGUCAGUUUGUCCGAGACCUUCUCACAGAUGACGGAUUAGUUGACCCUCGUGGUCUUUGGCUGGACGGAGACUUGCUGUAUAUCACUCUGCAAGAUUGUGUCAAAGUGUUUAGUUUAAAAACGAAGCAGUGUGAAAACCCGGACACCUCCUCUGACAAUUUCAUUAAAAUCAGAUCUUAGUUCUCGCUAAACUUUGUUUAGCGGCAGCGAGAACUUAGAUCUGAUUUUAAUGAGAUUGCAUCCUCUGAUAACAAAUGAUCAUUAAAGGCUCUGGACAACUGACAGUCCCAGCAAGAUUGAUGCAAGUCCCAGACACCAAUUAGUUUAACUGCUAACUCAAGGUGUAAUGGAUAGCCUAGUGUUUAAAGUAUUCACUCGUUACGCCAAAUGUCCGGGUUCGAUUCCCAACAUCGAUACAAUGUGCGACCUUUUCCGUUGUUCCCAUCCAGGGACCACAACCAAUACCACUAUGUGCUGACUUGACACAUAGUCCUACUGGUACAAAUACCUGGGGCACUGCCGUAGGUAGAACAGUCGUGUAAGUUGUGUCCAUUAGGCGAACUAGAAACCCUUGAACGUGGGUAUGAAUCUCGUUUCUUCAAGCUUAUGGUUCUAGGUUCGACUGCACCAUAUUCGUGUUCGAAGGUUAAACCAAAGUGGAAAACGUCAAAGGUAUGUAUAGAAAACCUGACACGCCGUGGUUUCACUGAAAUAAUUAUCAAAUCGGCAUGAAACUCACUCACUCAUUUCUCACUAUAUAACUAUUGUAUAAAAGCUAUAUACCUCAAGCUACACGUUGAUAUUGUCUCUUCCAACCAAGAACCGAGCCCCUGCAUAAACAAAUACAUAAAUCAACACCAGCGUCUGUAAUACACGCUAUCUCGUUGCUAAUACGUAAUAGUGAUAAUAUUCAUUUCUUUGAAAAAAUAAUUAUAUGAUACUACGUGCAGAAAUAGAAAUGGAAUAAAAUGUGUCUAUAUUUGAUUAUUUAUUUUUCAAACCAGGAGUUUUUCAGAACUUCCAGCAUGUCUAGUGAAUUAUUAUUUUUAUAUAUAAAACAUGAGGACACAUUAUUUGGUUACAACAAUGUAGGGAAGAGAUUUUGGUCAAUAAAUAUCCCCCCAAAGUGUGAACAUACCAUGUAAAAAUAGGCCAAACAAUAACCGUACACAAAAUACUUUAUUGAGGAAAUAAGUUAUAUCAAUUCACACGUAUCAAUAGAUAGUUCUUAAGCAACUCACGCUUGCCGUAAAAGGCGACUAUGCUUGUCGUAAGAGGCGACUAACGGGAUCGGGUGGUCAGGCUCGCUGACUUGGAUUAUGCAUGUCAUCGUAUCCCAAUUGCGUGGAUCGAUGCUCAUGACAUCAAUCACUGGAUUGUCUGCUCCAGACGCGAUAAUUUACAGACCGCCUUCAUACAGUUGGAAUAUUGCUUAGUGCGGCGAUAAACAACAAACAAAAUAGUUAAGAUAGCAUGAUCAUAUCCGAUUCCAUGAUCUUGGUCCAGCUCUUCACUGAAUGUGUUUGUGCUUUCUUUGGCUGCAACCUGCAUAACACGGCAUUGCAAGCAUAAAUAUAUUUGGCCUUUAGGUAAUUGGCACCCUUCAUGAAGCUUUUGAUAUAUUGCAUCGUGAUUAUGGUUCUGAACCAGAACUGGUUUGGUUGAAUUGUGCGAUCAACUGCCAGACUGGAACGUGAUACAUGUCAUCUUCUGUAUCUGCUGGAGUCGCAUUUCGGCAAACCUACACUAACGUCAGUAUAGAAUUACAGAAAUGCUAGCCCUGCAGAUAUUAGAGGAUGGAGAUAUGCCUGGAAGUGUCAUGUUGCUUUUGAAACAUCGCAAAUGAUGUAUGUAUAUAUAUAACAGAUAAACUUCGGGACCAUAUUGAGUGUAUACUUAUGUGUGUUCGUGUGAUCAGCUUGUUUUGUUUUUACUUUCUUUUACAUUCCCUAAGAAAUAGGGGAUAUUAUAUUCGUGUUCAUGUCAUGCUA